This is a messenger RNA of Ruditapes philippinarum (Manila clam), 2121 nucleotides long. Its product is annotated as solute carrier family 49 member 4 homolog. Gene Ontology annotation, molecular function: transmembrane transporter activity. The record is from RefSeq and is a predicted model, not a curated record. Gene Ontology annotation, cellular component: membrane; intracellular membrane-bounded organelle. Gene Ontology annotation, biological process: transmembrane transport. NCBI's taxonomy places the organism in Eukaryota, Metazoa, Mollusca, Bivalvia, Venerida, Veneridae. The transcript is spliced from 14 exons. The coding region runs from base 161 to 1720 and encodes 519 amino acids.
UGUGUUAGUAGUUAAACCAAUCAAAUUUCUUUUUUGCACGUGACUAUAAGAAUGUCACAUGAUAUCAAAAUGGAAGAUAUACCGAUCUGAAAAUUUAUGGAAGCAAAGGUAUGAGUAAAGUAUUGUUGUUAUAGAUUUACAUCACAAAGAUUUAUUAAACAUGACGCUGUCCGAUGGUGAAGAAUCACAGUCGCUGAUAAUAGACAAAACCCGUACUCAAUAUGGAACAGUCCAGCAAUCACAAGAUGGCGGUCAUGAUUUUAGAGGACAAAACAAGGAUUUGUAUAGUCAGGUUCAACAGAUUCAGGAUAAAGAACUGAACAUCAAGGUAUAUAAGAGAAGAUGGUAUAUCCUGUUUGUAUAUGGUAUGAUGGCAAUGACCCAGUGCGCUGUGUGGAACACAUUUAGCCCUAUCUCUGCUGUUGGUGAACGUGUCUUUGGCUGGGAUACAGCUGGACUGUCAUUACUUACAAACUGGGGACCAAUUUCAUACCUUCUUGGGACUUUUGCAUUUUCUUGGAUACUUGAUGUGAAAGGUUUACGACCAGCUUGUGUCCUCAGUGCAUUUUUGGUUGCUGCUGGAACCGGUUUAAGAUGCAUUACUUCCAAGUCUUCUGUUGCAACUCCACUGAUUCAUUUUGGUCAGUUUUUAAAUGGCCUUGCCGGACCUAUUGCAAUGGGGGCGCCACCUUCUCUAUCUGCCGAAUGGUUCCCACCAGAGCAGAGAACAACGGCCACUGCCAUAGCAACUGUAACAAACACACUUGGUUUGGCAGUGUCAUUCCUUCUGGGUCCUUAUCUUGUACCAGAACAGAAGUUUCACCAGAAUAGAACAGAAGCUCUGAAUUCUAGUUUGCAGUUAUUAGACAGUUAUGGAGUGUUGUUAUCAGCUUCAAAUGUUUCAAACAGUUCUUCACCAGAAUAUGAUGUACCUGCUGAAAGAGACUCUGUUAUGAGGUAUAUGUAUUAUUCAUUCGGAUUUUCAGGAUUUUGUUUCUUGUUGUUUUUUACAUAUUUCCCAUCCAAACCACCACUUCCUCCAAGCCCCACAGCAUCUUUGGUCAGGCUUGACUUUAAGUUAGGAAUUUUGAAACUUUUAGGAAAUCGUACAUUUUGGUUGAUCUGCUUCAUAUAUGGACUUUCAAUGGGUAUCCUUGGAUGUUUUAAUGGUGUGUUAGAUGUCAAUCUCAAAGAUCAUAACAUAUCUCAAACAGAGGCAGCCUGGCUUGGUUUCUAUGGAGUUGUAGGUACAUGUGUUGCCUGUAUUGUUGUAGCAAGGGGUGCUGAUAUAUUUGCCAAGCACAUGAAAUGGAUUUUAAUAGCUUUGUACAUUGUUGGUGGUGGCUGUUUCCUUCUGUUUACUUUGGCUCUGAUCUCUGUGGUACCAGAUACUGAUGCUGUGAUAUAUUCUACCUACAUCAUUGCAAAUGUUUUCCUUGGUGGUGCAUCUCCCUUGUUUUUUGAAAUGGCAUGUGAAGUGACGUAUCCAGUGGCAGAAGGGGUUACAAAUCUCGUUCUGACUUUAGUGAAUAACAUUGCAGGAUUAUUGUUUCUUUGCGUACAGCUGCUUCCAAUAGGGACUAUGUGGGAGAACUGGUGCCUGGUUGGAUCAGUAUUUCUGUGUUUACCCGUACUUCUUCUCUUAAAAGAACGAUAUAACCGACUUGAUAUUGAUAUAGUUGUGGAAGAAAAACACUCAAACGAUGAAGAUGGUGAAUGAUUUGAUCAUGUGUACAUAUUCAGGUCAUUUUCUGACGGAUAAUUUUCAAAUAUAAAUACACAUUGAAAUUGAACACUUAAAAUAGUACUAUCAAAAUUAUGUGAUAUUGAAAUUGUAUUGGUUAUAUUUUGAAAAGUGGAAACUACAUGUAAAUUUAUAUUAAGAUGAUUUUUGUAAUGGAAAUUACAUCAUUAUCAAAAUAUCUAAUUGAUGAACCAUGAAAUAUACCGAAUGAUUCCUACCGAUAAUUGAAAUAAUUUACAACUCUACACAAGUCUUUGUCCAAAUCGGUUAUGAAUCAUUCUCGGAGCAAUCCUUAAAAUAUUUGACGUAAAACUUGCUUGUGAGUAAAUUCAUUUCUUCAUCCUAAAAUAUAGAUUUAACACUCUGUAAUUGCUUUA